AACAAAUCGUAAACACACGGCGUGUGAGAGAGUGUCUCGUUAAACUCAAUUUUCGACAAUUUUCAUUGGAUUUUCCGGAUAAUUUAACCAAAAAUCAUGUCAUUUAGAGGCAGAGGCGGCGGCGGCUUUGGAGGACGAGGCGGCGGCGGAGGACGCGGCGGCGGCGGAGGUCGAGGAGGCUUUGGAGCUCGAGGCGGAGGCCGAGGAGGCGGCGGAAGAGGAGGAGGCCGAGGAGGCUUUGGCGGAGGUCGAAAUUUCGAUCAAGGUCCCCCCGAACGUGUCAUUCCCUUUGGCUACUAUGACUAUUCGUGCCAAGAUGAUCUCGUGCUCAAAGUCGAAAUCGAAGAUGUGCCGUACUUCAAUGCGCCCAUUUUCCUCGAAAACAAGUCACAAAUUGGCAAAGUCGAUGAAAUUUUCGGCAAUUUGAGAGAUUAUUCGGUUUCCGUUAAGCUCGGAGAAAAUAUGAAAGUCAGCAGUUUCACGCCAAAACAAAAGUUGUACAUAGAUCCCGCAAAAUUGUUGCCUUUGAAUCGAUUUUUGCCAAAACCUCCGGGACAGAAAGGAGCUGGCGGCGCAAAAGGACCUCGAGGCGGUGUGCAAAAACGUGGCGGAGGUCGCGGAGGAUUCGGAAAUAAUCGCGGAGGCGGAGGUCGAGGAGGAUUUGGCGCUCGCGGAGGAUCAGGCGGAGGUUUUCGAGGACGCGGAGGAAAUAACAAUCGCGGAGGAGGCGGCGGAAAACGAUGGUAGAAAAAUUUUACCAAAAAUUUUGGUACAAAAAAUAUUUUUUUACAUCGCCUCAUUCAAAAGAAAAAAAAAAUUUAGUUUUUAAGAAAUAACAUUUACCUAAUGAAUAAAACAAUAAGGACUUACAUGAAACAUAA
This is a messenger RNA of Culicoides brevitarsis, 881 nucleotides long. RefSeq names its product probable H/ACA ribonucleoprotein complex subunit 1 (gene Gar1). Gene Ontology annotation, biological process: ribosome biogenesis; snoRNA guided rRNA pseudouridine synthesis. The transcript has 6 exons. Gene Ontology annotation, molecular function: box H/ACA snoRNA binding. Bases 97 to 747 code for a protein of 216 amino acids. Lineage: Eukaryota; Metazoa; Arthropoda; Insecta; Diptera; Ceratopogonidae. Gene Ontology annotation, cellular component: box H/ACA snoRNP complex. The record is from RefSeq and is a predicted model, not a curated record.